Molecule: messenger RNA, 1672 nt
Organism: Trichomycterus rosablanca
Lineage: Eukaryota; Metazoa; Chordata; Actinopteri; Siluriformes; Trichomycteridae
Gene: iyd
Product: iodotyrosine deiodinase
Exons: 5
Coding region: 29-922 (297 amino acids)
Cellular component (GO): plasma membrane
Molecular function (GO): oxidoreductase activity
Source: RefSeq, a predicted model, not a curated record
UUCUGUCCUGUACAGUCCCGGCUCUGUUAUGGCUCUUAUAUCAGCUCUGACUCCACUGUUUGUGGCUAUAUUAUGUGUGGUGAUUGCCUUCAUGUUUAAAUCUAGACAGAGAUCACAAUCCUCCUCAGAUAAAAAGACUUUCAGGAGUAAGAGAUCGGAGACAAAAGCCCGGCCCUGGGUGGAUGAAGACCUGCAGGACGAUACAGAGAUCAGCAGCAGAGACAAUGAGGACGAUGAUUGGGCAGUUUCAGAGUCAGAGGAUCUUCCUCAUGUUCCAUACACGCCUCAUCGUUACUCUGAGGAAGAAAUGCUGGAGCGCUCCAAACAUUUCUACAAACUCCUGAAUGAGCGCCGGUCAGUGCGCUUUAUCAGUCCAGAACCUGUACCUCGAGAGGUGAUCGAUUAUGUGAUACGCACUGCAGGCACGGCUCCCAGCGGUGCUCACACCGAACCGUGGACCUUUGUGGUGGUUGCCGACCAUGAGACCAAACACAAGAUCAAAGAGAUUGUGGAGGAGGAGGAGGAAAUCAACUACAAACAGAGGAUGGGAGAUAAAUGGGUUCACGAUCUGCGCAGACUGAAGACUAACUGGGUAAAGGAAUAUUUAGAAACAGCACCAUAUCUGAUUCUCGUCUUCAAGCAGACCUAUGGUAUUCUGCCAAACGGAAGAAAAAAGACUCAGUACUACAAUGAAAUAAGUGUUUCCAUCUCAUGUGGCCUUCUGCUGGCAGCUUUGCAGAAUGUGGGUCUGGUGACUGUGACCUCCACACCUCUGAACUGUGGCCCUCAGCUCAGGCUCCUCCUGCAACGUCCAGCCAACGAAAAACUGCUCAUGUUGCUUCCUGUCGGCUACCCAGCUUCCGACGCCACUGUACCAGAUCUCACCCGCAAAGAGCUCAAAGACAUCAUGGUGUUUAUGUGACCUCAUUAAAAUUCAAACAUUACCCAAAUGUUGACCCCAUGCCCCUGCCUUGUAAUUGGUGUUGGACUGAUUGACAUUCAUUUAAUGUUAUUACAACUGAAAAAUGACACGUGACAUAAUGACUUUGUUGGUUUAAUGGAUUAAGUAUUGUUUUACUUUGCACAACUUAAAUGUAAAAUAUAAAAUUAAUCCUAUUUACUGUUGUUAUCCAAGCUUUAAAUGUUUUAUGUAGAUACAAGUUGCACGUUUUGAUAAGUUGUGAACAGUGUCACACAUAUUCCUUGUUUUUCGGUGGUUCUUCUGACUUUCCAGGCACUUUUUUCGUUCAGCAUAAGGUGACAGUUUUUGUUUUUGUUCUGACUCUUGUAAUCAAUGUACUUUUUGUAUGGGUACAGAUUUGUCACCAACUGUGCCUAAUCAUAAUCCCUAAUGAAGAAUUACGAAGCCAUAGCACAAAGCUUAAUGUCAUUCUACGACUAUUCACACCACCAGAAGUUAUUGUAUGAAUAUUUUACACAAUUCCACAUUCUUUUAGAAAACCUACAAUGAACUUAUAUAAAUUAAAAUGUGUAUAUUGAAUUUUAGACAGCUAAUGUUUUACUAAACUUAAAAGUUAGACUUUAUUUUACAAUUUAUUAUUGAAACAUUUAAGUUUUAUUUUACAAUCUUUUGUUUUGAUUUAUUAUUGAAUUAUUUAAGUGUUAUUUUACAAUUUAAAACUGACAUUAAAGUUGAACUUUUAAAGUCAAA